CCUCUGAUUGGCUGUCUUGAGAAUUUCUUUACCUCUGAUUGGCUGUCGCUCAACUGCGGCAUCUCAUUGGCUGUCGGCGGCCACCCAGACGCACCGAGUCCGCUGUCCUCGGUGCUGAAAUCGCUGCACGUCGCAAUAAUGUAACACCGGCGAUGAGGCCAAACGGAGCAGCAGCUAAGAAAACACCAAAAUGGACGAUGACCUGUUUCAACUGAGACAACUUCCUGUUGUCCGCUUCCGUCACACAGGUGAGAGCGCUCGCUCUGAGGAGGAUGCWGAGGACAGAGGGCAGGAGGUCAGGACAGCAAGGAGUGCUGAUCUGGAGCCCGUGGCCCUCGCGGAAGAAGCGCCGGUGCCACGAGAGUUCGCCAAUCCAACUGACGACACAUUCAUGGUAGAAGAUGCCGUGGAGGCCAUAGGCUUUGGGACAUUUCAAUGGAAACUGUCCAUCCUCACUGGUCUGUCCUGGAUGGCCGACGCUAUGGAGAUGAUGAUCCUCAGCAUCUUAGCCCCACAGCUCCACUGUGAAUGGCGCCUGCCGAGCCUGGAGGUGGCACUGCUCACAUCGGCAGUAUUUAUCGGGAUGAUGAUCAGCUCUUCUCUCUGGGGAAACAUAUCUGACAAGUACGGCAGAAAGACAGGUCUGACRAUGAGUGUGCUGUGGACCAUUUUCUACGGCGUCAUGAGUGCGUUUGCUCCCAUUUACGGAUGGAUCUUGGUCCUUCGUGCGUUGGUGGGCUUCGGCAUUGGAGGGGCGCCACAGUCGGUGACCCUGUAUGCUGAGUUUCUUCCAAUGAGGUCCAGAGCCACGUGUAUCCUGCUUAUUGAGAUCUUUUGGGCCCUCGGCACGGUUUUCGAGGUCCUUCUAGCGAUCCUGGUGAUGCCCACGUUAGGCUGGCGCUGGCUGCUCGGCCUUUCCACCAUUCCUCUCUUCAUCUUUGCUUUUCUGUGUUACUGGCUGCCGGAGAGCGCUCGGUAUGACGUGCUGACGGGGAACCAGGAGAAGGCUCUGGACACUCUGAAACGCAUCGCCACGGAGAAYGGAGCCCCCAUGCCUCUGGGGAAACUCAUCGCUGCCAGACAGGAAGACCGUGGGAAGAUUCAGGAUUUAUUUUCAUCGCACUUCCGCUGCACCACAGUUCUGCUGUGGUUUAUCUGGUUUGCGAACGCCUUCUCCUACUAUGGACUGGUGCUGCUCACCACAGAGUUGUUUCAGGAGGGAGGUGCAUGUAGAAUGUCCAAACAAGAUAAGAAGGAGCCCCAGUGCAGCUUGGAGUGUAAAUAUCUGAAUUCRGACGACUAUAAAGACCUGCUGUGGACGACGUUGUCAGAAUUCCCAGGACUCCUGGUGACUCUGUGGGCGAUCGAUCGACUGGGACGGAGGAAGACCAUGGCGUUGUGUUUCCUCAUCUUCUCUCUGUGCAUCAUUCCUCUGUAUGGCUGUGUGGGGAGAGCGUCCAUGACCGUGUUGAUUUUCAUCGCCCGAGCGUUCAUAGCAGGAGGCUUUCAGGCUGCUUAUGUUUACACUCCUGAGGUUUAUCCCACAGCGACCCGAGCUCUAGGUUUGGGAACCAGCAGUGGAAUGGCCAGGGUUGGAGCACUCAUCACUCCGUUUGUUGCACAGGUGAUGCUGGAGUCCUCUGUGUACCUGGCGCUGUCUGUGUACUGCUGCUGCUGCCUCUUCGCCGCCGUCGCCUCCUGCGCUCUGCCCAUCGAGACCACGGGCCGGGGUCUGCAGGAGUCCAGCCAUCGCGAGUGGGGACAGGAGAUGAUCGGCCACAGUUCARGAGGGAUCCCUCACUCCAGCUCCGGCUCCGGCUCCCAGGGCUGAGGGCGGACACACAACCAGAAGGGGAAAAGCAGAAACAAGAAAAAAGCUAAAGCAGAUUAUUUUUUUURGCCUUCGUCUGUGUUUCUUCUGUUUAGACGCCACAGUGGCAUCAGAGAAUCAGACAGCACCAUCAUUUUACAGCACCUUACUGUGUUUGUAACCCGUUAACACCAUCACUGGGGUGUUUUCACCACUGUUUAACUCCACACAGCGUGGUUUAGUCAAUGACCUACAGAAGUGGAAAAAGCUUGAACAAAGUGAAGAAGUUUCCCAAAGCAGUGAAAGUGUAAAAAAUGUUCCAAAUAGCUUUUUUUUUUUUUUUUAAAGCCUUCAUCAGUUUGUGGCCCAGAGACCAAAUCUGAGAUAUCAGCUUGUUUUAGUUUAUGGAUCAGUACUCUCAUAGAAAACAGGAUUAUCUUGUGCAAACUGCCUGCUGAAACAAACAAAACAAACRUUUAUUAAUGUUAUGUGUUUUCAUUUCAUCUUUGGUCAGUACUGGUUCUGUUUCUAAUGGGAAAAAUCAUUUUGGCUGGAAAAUACAGGCAUUAUUGAGCCUGUGUAAUCAUAUCUACUAAUGCUUUGGUCAAAUCAGUGGCAGGACACAUAUGUGACCCAUCGUAUCGACAUGAGGAUUAARUCAAAUUUGGUCAAAAUGGCCUAACUACAUUUUCAAAUUCCUGGCUUUAAAAGCCACAUUUUGAUAUCUGGAUCAUUCUGAUAUCAUAAGCUUAUCCAGAGAUAUGACUUAAUUUGCCUUGUUGGUUAUGACAAUAUAUUACUAUUUGGUCUGCAUCCUAGUAAUUAUAUGUAAAUUWAUUGAGUAAUUUUUCAUGUCAAUAURMAGAGGAAACCUCAAAUAGUUUUUGURUGUUAAGAUUUUACAGUYGGAAAGAAACGAAAACAUUGCUAGCUCACUGAGAAAAAUUCAAAGUUUUAAGGCGUUUUUCCUGAAAAUCUGAUUUUUUGUUGUUA
Messenger RNA from Austrofundulus limnaeus, 2803 nucleotides. RefSeq names its product SV2 related protein a (gene svopa). Bases 191 to 1831 code for a protein of 546 amino acids. The record is from RefSeq and is a predicted model, not a curated record. The transcript is spliced from 16 exons. Lineage: Eukaryota; Metazoa; Chordata; Actinopteri; Cyprinodontiformes; Rivulidae. Gene Ontology annotation, molecular function: transmembrane transporter activity. Gene Ontology annotation, cellular component: membrane. Gene Ontology annotation, biological process: transmembrane transport.